GCCCUAUUCCAACACUUUACCCAAAGGCCUAAGCUGCGCUUUCCUGUCCAUUCCUCCCUUCAUAACCUGACUACAGCUUUUAGACUCUAUCAUGUCUCACACUGGAGUACAGGGCAGCAUUGGCAGCCACCCAGGCAUGGGAAUGAACAGGCACAAAAUGUACCUCUUUGAGUUUGAGAACUUCCAGGGCCGUAGAAUGGAGCUGAACGGAGAGUGUCGUAACCUGUGUGAGAAGGGUUUCGAAAGGAUUGGCUCCAUCAGGGUGGAGUGUGGACCUUGGGUGGGCUAUGAGCAGCAGAAUAUGUCUGGGGAGAUGUUCAUGAUGGAGAAGGGAGAGUACCCUCGCUGGGACACCUGGUCCAACAGCUACAGGUGUGACCGUUUCAUGUCGGUCAGGCCUGUCCGUAUGGACCCCCAGGACCACAAGAUCUGCCUCUUUGAGUGCAUGAACUUUGAGGGCCGCAAGAUGGAAGUGUGUGACGAGGACAUUCCUAGCCUGUGGUCCUACGGCUUCCAGGACCGUGUGGGCAGCAUCCAGGUCACUGGUGGAACGUGGGUGGGUUACCAAUACCCCGGUUACAGAGGUUUCCAGUACGUGUUUGAGAUGGGACCCUUCAAGCACUGGAAUGAGUGGGGCGCCCACCAUCCCCAGAUCCAGUCAAUCCGCAGGGUCAGGGACAUGCAGACACAUCGCAGGGGCUGCUUUGAGAUGACCGCCUAGAGAGGGGCACCAGGCAGGCAACCGCCAGCUAUAGCUGGUGUAUGUUGGGUGGGGCUGGUCCUGGAGCUUACCACCUUUCCCAGCUUCAUCAGUAGCCACUUAGCCAGACAAUGCUAAUGAAAUCUCUUGCUCCAUCUCUAUAACUUUUACUGGUAGAAUUAAGUCAUGUGCUUAUGGGCCUUCAUCCACCAACAUUGAAUACACUACACUGCCUAUUGUAUGGGCUGCCUUUCCUCAGUGCCUGAAUGAUACCUGUCAAAGUGAUAGCCAUGCUGUCCUGAAACCUGAUAAACCUAGGGUACAGUUGCAUUAUGGUAUUCAUGAUAGAGGGGUUUUUCAGCAAACUGGGUAAGAAGGUUUUUAUAAUAACAAGUAGUUUGUGUUCAAUAGUUUGUUUCAAUAUCUGCAAGCCCUUGAUUUUAUACAUACAUUUGCUCAUGUGUUUCUUAGCUAUAUAUACAUUGAUGCCAAUAAGCCUUUUCACAACGCUCUCUACUCCUGUGACACAUGGCUGAUUUUAGAAAGUACAGAUACACACUCCAUUUGCUGUCUCAGGUAAACCAUGGUCAGCUCUUUUGGACAGUCCAUAUACUGCAGUGACCUGAACUAUCCAAAGGAAGUCACUGUUUCCUCAUAAAUUCACAAGACUGUCCAUCUCCACUGCACCUGAAGUUUUUUUUUGCUGACUUCUAUCUUCAAAGAAAGGCACAUGGCACUAGAACACAGUGGGUUCAAUAACUGGGGAAAAGGGCAUGGAUGGAGAAAAGGCAGCUGUAACUGGGGUUAUAGAGACUAGCCCACCUGUUGGUUGACCCCUCCUUAUCACAAUGAUGGGGUUGUUCAGUAGGCUUGUGUUAUGAACCUAUAUCUUUCUCAGGGAUGCUGGCAUCUGAAGAGCAACUUUCAGAUGAAAAAAAUAAAUUAAAAAUCAAUAAAUAUUCAAAACCUCAGA
Messenger RNA from Osmerus eperlanus (European smelt), 1673 nucleotides. RefSeq names its product crystallin, beta B1, like 3 (gene crybb1l3). Gene Ontology annotation, biological process: lens development in camera-type eye; visual perception. Lineage: Eukaryota; Metazoa; Chordata; Actinopteri; Osmeriformes; Osmeridae. The record is from RefSeq and is a predicted model, not a curated record. Gene Ontology annotation, molecular function: structural constituent of eye lens. The transcript has 6 exons. Bases 92 to 721 code for a protein of 209 amino acids.